CCCCUCAAUACAGCCGCCAGUUGUUUUCCUCUCCAUCGUCGACGUUUUCCCCUCAUGCCAACUAAAUGCUCUUGGUCCGAUCGUAAAACUUGACACGCUUGGAAUCUGCCUCGGGAAUCAAUCGUCUUCAAGUUCCCACUUUCUCACGUUACCCGAUGCUGCUGCUGCUGCUGCUGCAGUUGAUUAAGCUGUUUUGACCACAUUGGUUUGCAACGUCGCUUUCACAACCGCUGUUGGGUUGGGCUUGCCUCCGGUAAUUUGCUUCGCAUCCCGACAGUGUGAGUAUAGUUACCUUUUCCGGUUGGGAGAGCGGAGGUUGAAGUUUUGGAGUUAAGCUGGUUCGCGGAAGAGGCAACCGGGUCUGAAGUAGUGGGUGGUGCCGGAGCAAUCGUACUUAGCGGAAAGGAGUUAUGAGAGCACAGACACGUGCUAUUGCUUUUCUUUGAGGUUGGGCUCGUUCGUCUAGCGAUUCAGCGCAGAGCAAUUCACGCAGUAGCCGCUGUGAGUUGGGGAGUGUCGAGGAUAAUUUCCGCGAUGAGUCACGUCGUGGCUGUAGCGGCUCUGUUUCUCGUUUCACAUUGCCUGUUAGGAGUUGGGGGAGUGGGAGUGCCGAUGCAAGAUCUAAGCCUUGACAGAUCUCAUGGACGGCGGCUAGCAACCCAGCAGUGGUGUAUAGCCAAGCCCAACCUGCAAGACGCCAACUACCAAGGCGCCUUGGACUGGGCAUGUGGACCGCUUUCCGGACAAGGACAAGUGAAUUGCGGGCCUAUUCAACCAGGGCAAAGCUGUUAUCUACCCAAUACAUAUCAAAGCCAUGCUAGUUGGGCUUUCAACGCGUACUACCAAACUCACGGCCAAACAGCUCAAGCGUGUGACUUCCAGGGCACAGCCGUCAUCUCCACCACUGACCCCAGUACAUCGACCUGUCCAUACACGGCAUCAAAUGGGACAACAAGUGCUGGAAUUAAUUCGACGAGUGGGGCCGUGAGCGACUACUCGACGCACACAAGAUCCCUCCCAUUUAUCUCAGCAUUGGUUUCUGUGAUUUCAUUCUUCAUCGCAACUUAAAAGGUUCGUGCUGGGAGCCUGUGGAGGCGUGCCUGUAUUUUCGGUAUCUACAGAGCUUCACUGAUUCUCAUGGUUUCCCUUUAAAACCAUACACCCAAUCUCGAAGCCUUCCUAUUAAGUUUGAACAGCAAUUUUGAUGUAUGUGGGGAUUUUGAGUCGAAGGAGUAGAGGCUGAUUCUAGUGGCACAUGAAGAAUCUAUAACUUGUCCAAGCAACUACAUGUUUGAGGGCAGAACUCUCCGAAACCCAUUAUGCUAGAGCAGAGGGAAGAAAGCACGUGGAUAUUCGUAGCAUCCUGAUGUAUUCAACACAUUUAUGUAUGUGCCACUAAGUUCGAAAUUCAAACAAGUAUUUCGCCCUAA
Physcomitrium patens is the source of this 1430-nucleotide messenger RNA. Its product is annotated as glucan endo-1,3-beta-glucosidase 1. The record is from RefSeq and is a predicted model, not a curated record. Lineage: Eukaryota; Viridiplantae; Streptophyta; Bryopsida; Funariales; Funariaceae.